This is a messenger RNA of Temnothorax curvispinosus, 10359 nucleotides long. RefSeq lists its product as uncharacterized. The record is from RefSeq and is a predicted model, not a curated record. NCBI's taxonomy places the organism in Eukaryota, Metazoa, Arthropoda, Insecta, Hymenoptera, Formicidae. Gene Ontology annotation, cellular component: plasma membrane. The coding region runs from base 333 to 2609 and encodes 758 amino acids. Gene Ontology annotation, molecular function: calcium channel regulator activity; GTP binding; GTPase activity. The transcript has 11 exons.
AGGGGCUUCGCACGGCCCUGGCGCGACUGCGGCACUGUACCCCUGCGGGGGGCUCGCUGCCGAGCACACCGAAUCCACCGUCCACCCCGGAACACAAGUCCCAAGGGUGUUCGAGGAGUCGUGAGUCGGCAGCCAGAUGUGGCAGUUUGGGAAGUAACGCGGGUGACACGGGGGAUACAUCGCAGUCGCAGCCAUUGCGGGGACAGCAUGGAGCCGACGGCGGCGGCGGCGGCGGGCGGGACAGCGAUCUUCUGUCGUCCGCGAUCCGACGGUUUAACUUCAAGUCGGCCGGCGGCAGCCGUAGCUGCCGCACAGUGCCGAAAGUCGUGGUCAUGGGCUCCAGCACGGCGUCCGAGACCACGAUCAACACGAGCACCGACAGCGCCAACACCAUGCUCACCAUGGUAACGACGACAGACGGGGAGCAGCCAGACGACAGCUUCGAUCUAAUCGACGUACCGGCCGAAAUGUCACCUCCCGCUACGGCCCCGUCUCAACAAUCAUCCAUCCAUCCCGCUGGUCAUCGGGGGCAUCCCGAUGACACUAUCGGGAGCAGCCAUACCUCGUCGCCGGCAUCACCUACAUCACCGAUCUCCGUCGCGGCGCCGGCGAAUCAAACCACCCCGCCGUUACCACUUCCGUCGACGCCCACGACCCCGCUUUGCACCUUCGAUGGGACCGAGGUCGCCGGGCCCUCGGGUCGCUGUAUGCGCUCGAGACUCGAUUCGGGUCAACCUGACGGUAACAAUAAGACGACCACCGGUUCCUCUAUCAAUCAGGGACACAACUCAAAUAACGGCGCCGAGGGCACGACGACUCAUCCGCCGCCCACGCCCAUGGUCCCCACGCAUCAGGAGACCAGGUUUACCUUCGGCGGUAGCGGCAGGACCCCGCCUCUUCCGGAUCUCAGAGCCGCGGAUUUCUUUAGCACCCCCGUGAGAGGCUCGGUGGACGCGGGUCAGCCCAAUUCGGCCGAUACGCGUUCCUCGAUUCGAAAUCUGGUGGCCGCCCAGGAGAAGCAGAACACCAGGGCGGGAUAUCAGAUCGAUUACACGGCCAGCGGGAAAGUCAACUCGAUUCAGGCGAACACGCUUGAGAAGGGCACGACCGAACACAGGCGAAGCCAGAAGAGGCCCAACAUCAACGUGACGACCAAUCCGCUCGAUAUAUCGCUCUUAAGCGCGACCCAGCCGUGCAAUACCCAGGGCUGUAACAUUCAGAGUAGCGCGAGCACGAAAUCGCGACGAUCAGCGGAAUCUCAUCCACUCGUUUCAGCCAUUCAUUCAUGGGUCAGGCUCUUUUUCCCGUUUUGCGCAAUAGGCGGAAGUGCCGGUGGCGGCAGCAAGCGAUCGACCCAGGCGACGAUCGUGGUGCAACAGCCGUCCUUGUCGCUGGACGCGCCCGCGGCGACGAUUCUGCUGCACCCGGACGCCGACGCGAGGCGACGCGAAGAAAACAUGCGGCAGCUGCUAGACGUUGCCAAUACCCUCACCCUACAGGAGAUACACGACUUCGAGAUGAGAUAUGGAAGCCCUCAUCAUAGUCGAUCACAGUCAGUGAAGGCUCCUGGCAGUCGCUCUUCCGGUCGGCCGAAUUAUCUGUGUCUUCCGCAACAAAGAUCGCGAGUGGCGAGUAUGCCCAACACCGGCGUGGAGGAGGAGUACUACAGACUACGGCACUUCAGCAUCACGGGCAAGGGGGUGGUAAACCGGGGCGACUCCCUAAAGAGCCGCAGAUCGCGCUCUAACAAUAGCGUCGCGUCCAGCAACUCUAGUCUUUCUUCUAUUCGACGCAGCACGGAACACCUGACUGCCUCGUACCCAGGAACGGCGCGGAACUCGGCGGCGGGCUCGUUGGCGAGUUCGAGGGAGAGCAGCGCGUCUCAAGGUCCGGCGCCGUAUCGCGUCCUUAUGCUGGGCGCCCCCGCCGUUGGCAAGAGCUCGUUGGUGUCUCAAUUUAUGACUUCCGAGUACCUGCACGCCUACGACACUUCGAUCGAUGACGAGUCCGGCGAAAAGACCGUCAGCGUGCUCUUGGCUGGCGAGGAAUCGGAAUUGACUUUUAUCGAUCACUCUUGUGCCGAAAUGACGCCGGAAAAUUGUAUCUCGACGUACGAGCCGCACGCGUACUGCGUCGUUUAUUCUACGACCGAUCGGGCUUCGGUGCGCACCGCUGAGGAGGUUCUCCAAUCCUUAUGGCGGAGCGAUCACGUAUCCGCGAGGGCGGUCAUCCUCGUGGGGAACAAGGUCGACCUCGUUCGCAGCCGAUUGGUAUCAACCGAAGAGGGUAAAUCCAUGGCGACGUCUUACGAUUGCAAAUUCAUCGAGACAUCCGUCGGAAUUAAUCACAACGUCGACGAGUUGCUGGUCGGCCUUCUCACGCAGAUCCGCCUGAAGCUGGAGAAUCCCGAGAGGACUAGAGAAAUGUUCCGGAAAAGGUCGCGGAAGAACCGCAGCAAGUCGCCGCUGGGCUCGUGCUCGGAGAACAACUCGCCUAAGAAGUAUCGCGGCAGUCGGACCAGCACCAGCCUGAAGGUGCGCAAUUUGCUCGACAAGGUCUGGGCGCGCGACAGCAAGUCGAAGAGCUGCGAGAAUCUGCACGUUCUGUAAAAUCCGAGGACCGCGUGAGACGAUCGAUACCGAUCAUCUCGAUUCAGAAUGAUCUGGAGCAGCGGAGUCGCAGCUUCCAUUGAAACGUCUUACGCUUCAAAUACGGGGAGCCGUCUUCAAAUACCGAGGGGGUCAAUGAGGCGACACUCUCGUCGGAGAAGAGGCCGAGUAUCGACCGCUCUACACUCUCAAGAAGAGGAGGCACGUGCGUAUCGCUUUGUAAUGAAGUAGCGACCUUUCCGGCCGCGUUUCUCGACGUCGUGCGUUGUUAGCUCUCUGUGGACGAGGUUAUUUUUUUACAUUUCCGACGAAGCACGCACAGCGCCCGAUUAAUCAAUACUACGUAAAUCAUUUUUUUUUAUUUCGCUCACGCAACUUUGACAAUUUUAACAGUACGUCCCGAUUAGGGGUAAGCUAAAUCUUAGCUUAUUAUUUCCUAUUCUAUAUACUGAUAUUUUAAUUACCUCCUAAUUUAUGCGCUGUGAAAACUGGAUCAGUUAAUUUCUUUUACGACCUAAUCAAAUGUUUUAGAGAGAUUGAUCGUUGGUGAGACUUUUCAUAGCUUCUAUAAACUCCGGCCGUAAGUGAUAAAAUGUUUUUAAUCCCGAGGUGAGUGUACAAUUUUUGUGAUUACCGUAAAACGUAAAUAUAGGCCACAGAGGAUUGGCUUAGCGCCGUAUCUUACGAAGAGCGUAGGCGUCGUUAACGCGAAGAAUACGUUCGUGAGCCCGAGGAGGUCGUAAAAUAAAAUGCCUGUGAAGUAAAGUGAAACGCGACACCGAGGGCAGCAAUCAGCGUAGAUUACUACAGCCGAACUCGUUAUCGUACAUAACCAAGACCGUUAGGAGAAAGGAAAAUCGCAUCGAUCUUCAUCACGUCCGCUCGACCAAAGUUUCAUUGUCGCAGCCUAAAUGCGAGCGACAAAAAGACGCUCCGUGAGAAGGAAAGGUCUCUGUUCUAACGACGAAUAGUUGUAGAGGAGCGUAAAUAUACGCGCCUAUACGUAUUAUGUACGUCAUAUUUCUCUGCAGUUUUCUCAUAGUGACAAAACGCGCGCGCGCGCGAUUACAUUUACACCGAUGUUUUACAUUUCAAUUUUGUACGAAUUCCAUCGAAUCGAGAAGCAGGCACCGAAGCACGAUCUUCAACUGUGCUUCAGCAAGUGGAUGGCUUGUUGACCCUUUUGCGCUCAGCAAUUUGGACUAAAAUCUCGUAUAUACCGGAUUCCGCGAUAGAUAUAGCAAUACAGGCAGAGAGAUAGCUUUCCGUUGCGGUUCUUCUAGUAUCCGUUAAAGCAGUGACUCUCAAAUCUUUUUCAAUGAUAAUACCUUCAUUGAUAAAUUUUACGCGAGAAAUUACAAUUCAACGUUCGACGAAUAAUUCAAUAUAUACAUGUUGGAUGAAAAAAUAAAAUUUGCAUUAAGCAAACCAGGGAAAAAGAUAGAGACAAGAGAUAGAAUGGAAGUUUGAGACCUCGGAUGUAAUUUUAAUUCAUUUCUAGAAAAGUAGACACUCUUUGGACUGACUAUACGAUAAUAUAUGUUAAUUCGUUAUGAUAAUCUAUUUAUAUACAUAUAUAUAUAUAUAUAUAUAUGUAUAAUUCAUGUUUGUAUGAAAUACAUGUAAAAUUUCUUAGCCUUUUGGUCGUAGACAUUUAAUUAUACGAAUUAAAUCUAUUUAGUAGCAUAUUAGAGUUGAAAAUAUAAUAGACAUCUUAUUCUUGCCACCUCUAUUACGCAAAAUUAUUUCUAAAUUAUCUUUGAGCGUUGAGAUAUUUAAGAAUUUAUGGCAUAAGAACCAUUAACAUAAAUUUAUGGUUUUAAUAAUCACUAUAUUAAAGCAAUAUGGUAGGAUAAUUAGUAUCAUGGUAGUAUAUCGAAAUUUCCGUUCUAUUCAAGUCUGUUAAAAACAUAAUCUUAAUAAUCAUCCUGUUACCAUUUAUUUUAGUAUAAUCCUACAUUGUAUUUAUUACAAGCAAUUUUAUUUAAUUUAAAAAGCCGAAGCACCUUCAAGUUUUCUUUAUCGCGGUUAACAGCCGACAGCCAUUAAAGGAAAAUUGAACAUAUCUAUGAUUGUCAUAUUUGGGUCAAAGUAACGAGCAUGCGUAAAGUAGAACAAACGCGAUUCUAAGCAGAAAAGCAGAUCCGGAAUGAUUUAAAGGGAUCGUAAUAAAUCGUUAUUAAAGCGAUCCAAGGGAUGAGAUCAAAUGCAACGAAUAGCAUAAGUCGAUGAUCCGAGAACUUUUUAGCCUUAAUUUCCGACAGUCGCGUAUCUUUACGAAGCAGGUAUCCGGUUAACGAUGAACGGGAAUGCCUUGUGUUUACAUUAAUAACAAACGCGAGCAAUUUCCAUCAUCUGAAAACAUUUACUUUGUAUAAUUGAGCAUUAUAUUCUCAUUAGAUAAGAAGUUAAAUCGUAUAUCGUCUCUCGGUUCGUUACACGAUCAGCCGCGAAAUCCGAAAAUGCGCAACUGUCGGAGAGUUAAACGAGGUAACAUAUGCGUCGUGAAAUACGCGAGGUCGUGAAAGAUAAGUGGGUCGUCUCCCCUCCCUCCCCCCCCCGGCCACCGCGAUUUUACCCGUUCCCUGAAUUAAAGGGCUCUGAUACCAGCGGCGAAACGCAACAUAACACGACGCCAGCAGGCGAAUCGAAUCGUCGCUGCGAAAGGUCGUCCCAUACGACAAGCAAUUAAUUUCCUAACGAUCUCGAUACCGGCGAUCGGUUGACGUCGCAAACUCUCGCAGCGCGGAACGUUAACACCGGAAAAGAAUCGACCUACGCUGAAUUCGCGUUCGUAAACGAAAAAGAUAAAAAAAAAGAGAAAAAUCUCUCCGACGGAGGACUUGCCUCGCGAAUACGAGUUCCAUUCUCGCGCCGAGUAUGUACAAAUGACAAUUUGCAUGAAUGACGUUGAAUUUUGAAUCACUGAUAUAAUACACAGAUUAUGUCUAAAGUUGCACAUUUUUUCAGGCUACGGAUAUUUUGGUGAAUUUGGAAUUGUUCUUUUCUGAAUAUCCAUGCUUGUAUUUCCAAUUUAUGUCACGUGCAACGUUUUAGCUCUUGCAGUCUUUUGCGCGUCUCGAUAAACAAGAUGCAAAGUGAAAUUUAGAUAACGUAAUCUCAUAUUAAAUUCAUUAAUCAGGAAUUAGAUUCCGUGACUGCUGUUACAGCUGUUACGGUUGUAGGCGUAAUAAAAAAAAAAAAAGAUUUUGAUAUUAUAUCACAUCAUCACAAUAAUACUAAUGUUCCAGCGCGAAUAAAACGGAAUGCCGUUCGUUUUUUCAACUUGACUUUUCUACAUUUACGGGCGAAUAUAUGUGACGCGUAUGCGAGAUACGCGAGACACUCUGCUAGAUAAUAUAGGUAUUAAUUCUUUCCGCAUUCCGCGUAUAAAUCCUCUGACGCGGGCGUCGUGCCUGCCUGUCUCGUUGCCCACUUCAAUUAGCUAAAUUAUACGUAGAUGCCCUAAGGUGCGCCCUACAAAGCAUCGAGCUGCAUGCGUUACACAUAUAGUUCGCUGCGACAUGCAAUAUUUUUUUCGCGUUGGAAUUUUUUCGCAACUGUUCACAACUGUAUUAUUCAUUCCGCAACAUUUGAUAAUCUCGCGACUGCACACUGUGCAUACGUGUAUAUGUCCGUCCGUAUUUGGUUCUUUCAUUUACAAUACGUUACUUUAACUCUUUACUUCCACCUGUGUUUUUCUCUUUGCUUUCUUUUUGAAAUUCUCGAUUCCGUACAAGCGUACGCAUCUACAUUCGUGCACAAUAAAAAAAAAACUCGAGAAUUCUGCCUAAAAUAAUCCGUGAAAAGCAAACAAUUGUGGAAAAAUAGAAAGAUGUCAUUGUUAUUGUGGAUUUGCUUCAUCUCUCAAAUUUAUUGGAAGAUAAAUCGAACGAUAAACCGUACUAAGUAAAAAUAAAUAAAAAAGAAAUAUAGUUUCCAUUUUGAUUGUCCGUAAGACAUAACUCGAAUUGUUAUUACAAACGAUACGGAACAGCGGAUUUCUAUAGUAUCUUUAAUUGAAUAAACGUGUUACAACUGUCCGUACUUAAUUAUCUUCUACGAAGUUUCUUUUUUACGUUACAAAUAUAAAGCAAUAUAAUACGGAACACAUUCUUUCAAUAUAUUUCUCUCUCUAUACUAGAACUUUUAAAUUAAUUACGUCGCUGUUCUCCAGCGACGUAAUAUAAUACUGUUUAAUAUCGCUAAUGGUGACAUUUCUUUUGCGGUAACUAAAUACAGGUACGACCGCUGAAAAUUAUUAUAUGCAUUUCCGUGUCGCGGAGUUCAGGAGCAACAAACUACUAAUUAAUGUAACUGGAAACGUAUGACAAAGUAAAUUGUGUAAUUGUGUAAACCAGUGAUUUAGCGUUUUAAAUAGAAGACUCUAAUAUUGUUUCGUUUUAAUAAAAAAAACAAAAACAAAUUAUAAACACAUUCAUGAUAUAAGCAUUAUUAUCGAUUAAUUUUUUUCUUUCUUUGCCAUUUUUUUUCCAAAUAAAUAUCAUUUAUUUUAAUGUAUUAUUGAAUUUGUUAUUGAUAUUAUAAUAUAAUUUAUUUUUUAUUUAAUUUGCAGUAUUUGCUAGCUAAUGUACUUAUUAUACUUCGGAUAUUUAGUCCCGUACACAGUUUUUAAUUCUGAAAAAUUGAUUUCUUUAAAAAAUGUUUAAAUUCUCUCUCUUUCUCUCUCCUGUUCCUUCUUCUCUCCUCCCUUCUUCCCUCGCUCCGUCUGAAGUAAAAAUAAAAAUACGGAGUUUUUAGUUACCUUCAGCAUCUCAUCAAAUCGAAAGCUUAUUAUCAUUAUUAUCAAUAAAUAUAAGUAUUUAUUCGUGGAAAAGCGAAUCGAAGGUGCGUUUGCGGGAAACAGUUGCGAGAAAUUCAGACGUUUUGAACUUUUGUUCGAGCCGUCGCGAAGCUGUCGCUUUGGAAAGUAAAGGACUUCUCACAAAAGACUUCCGAUGCGAUAUAAACGAUAAAAUUGCGUCAAGUCAAUGAUUGAUAAUGUAUAUUUAAGAUAACGUGACGUUUCAUUGUUGUCGCGUCCAGCACGAAACUUAGACGUUUCUUGUAUUCGAAAUGUAUUAUUACGGAAGCAAUUUUUACGGAAACGAUUGUAUUUGACCGUAUCCGAGCGAACGCGUAAAAGUCGGUCGCGCUCGAUCGACGGCCGAAAAGAAAAUCAUUGUUCACGUCGCCGUUGCAGCGACAACGGGGAAUUCGGGGCCAAUUUGUCGAUCGUCUUUGUUCUCUCACCGAAUGGCAGACGGUCGUUUGUAACUUUUGACACGCGAAACUCGCGAAUAACUUUCUUGCUCGUGGUGUUAUGUGUAUACAUAACUUCUGCGGCGUUAUUGUGAACCGAAUACAAAGCGCGUGUUUCUCCGACGCAUAUUAAGGAGUCAAUAUUGGGAGACAGGUUCGCGGGAAAAAUAAAAUGGUCCAAGUAUCACUAAUCUAAAACGGAAGAGAACGGAAUUUAUAUAUAAUUCGGUGCGUAUGUUAAUAAAUGGCAACGCUUCUCUUGACACCACCCGUUUGAGAAUAUUGUAAAAGUAUGUGGUUUUUAUAGACAUGUCUUCCAUCGAUUAUCAGUCAAAAUGUACUGACGAACAUGCUACGCCGUAGUGCAGAAACGCAAACAGUUAUACGGCGAUAAUAUCGGAAGAAACUAGUCGGAUAAUGAUAAAAGUUGUAGCCAAUGACGCGGUUAAAAGGAUUGCCCUCUUGUUAAAAGGUGUUCGCGAACUUUCGGCGAUGGGGCGUGAUAGCGCACUAUCGCGCCCCGGCUUCUCGGCAAUUUAACGGCCACGGUAAUGCUGUACACCAAGGCGGGUUAAUAAUUUAAUACGAGCGCGUUAUCUCGCGUGACUCGCUCACAGUUCAUAAUAGCGUAAUAUAUUGCUGCUCGUAAUAUCGCACUCGGGUCCUCCUCGAGAAUCGUCGUAGUAGCGAAGGAAUCGAUAGCACGCUUAUAUUCGUUUUCUAUCGACGCGACGGCCCAUUGUUCGCGACACCGAAGCGAAUUCGAGUGGCGAUCGAUGGCUUCGUAUCAUCAUCAGGCGCACGAAAUACGUCGGUUUCCCAUAUCGUCUUUCGUCUAGUUAGUCACGGAGGUCAGCUUUGUUUCGAUAAUGGAAUCUUUUUAGCUUGUAAUCGUUAUCGUAAUUGUAUGCUAUAAAUUGCGUGUAAUCGUUAUCGCAAUUUCUUGGAGGCUCAUUCCGACGGAAUCAUUAGUGAGCGUUUACUGUUGCGUUGUGCAACGUCGUUUGAUGCCUAUUUUCUUUCUCCGAUAAUACAUUUUUUGUUGGCAACAAAAAAACGCAAAUAACGCCAUUGAAAAAAUAUUUAUCGCGAGUGUUAGUAGAACAAGUAAAAAUAUCCUGUAAAAAUAUAUUUCAAACGCAGGAGGCCGUUAAAAAUAUGGACCAAAAUACAAAUUGAGCAAUUUGAUGCGGAAAUAAAGGAAUAUUAUUUUGUAUUUUGGAAGCCAAAUAUGUAUUUAUGUCAAAUGCACGCACUUGAAAUAUUACAUUGCUCUGAGUAUGCGCGAAAUGUGUUUUGUAUAUUAUUAUGGCUAUAAAAGACUGUACGGGGUAAAUCUUUUAAACUUUGCUCGUUCGCAUUUUACGCUUCAUAUUCCUCUUGCCUCCCUCGUUUAAAAAAUGCAAAUACGAGGAUUUCACACUCCGACCGACGUUGCACGUUGCUUGUUCAAUCGCACGCUGACCUUAAUCCCUUAACGUCAGUAUCCUUUCGCCGAGACGUAUAGAAGUGAACGACGAAUAAAACGCUUGUUAGCCAUACCAUAACAGGAAUGAAAUGACAAGAACCUCUUACGAAUGCUGGUUUUGAAUUGGAGCGUUAUAAGAAGCGAUACAAAACUGACAUUAAUUCAUUUCUUUCCGUGGUGUAUUCCGAUAGAAUUCUAAUUGACCGAAGGACUUACAGCUAAUUCAAACGUAUGCCCUUGCAAGAUUGAUAUGCAAGUCGCAAGUUAUGCACGCGCGAAAAAUUCGCGAUAGCGCUUUAUUUCGCAUCUGGCACGAUUUCUUUUUAAUUCCUUUCGAUUACGGAUGAAAUCUCGCGUUUCUCGAUCUCCACAGAAUCAAGCGUCAACGUACCAGCGGCGAUUCUUGAUUUAACGUCUCGAUAAAUUUCAAUUUGUAGCCGAAUGACCUCUACGUUUACGCGACGACGAAAGUGCCGACAAACGCGAUGCGAGAUACAUUUUGCCACGGGUGUGCAGCACGGCGAAACUAAACUACCCGUCGAAGUAACACCGGUUUCAAUUUCCGCGACGUAUUUAUAUGCUUACGUGUAGCGUGCGUACAAAUUACGAUUGAUACACGAUAGCUCGUUAGCAAACUCCGAUUGUCGAUUUAGAUUUAGGGCAUACGUAUACACUUCUCUCUCUCCCCCCUCUCUCUCUCUCUCUCUUUCUCUCUCUCUCUAUCUAUCUAUCUAUCUAUCUAUCUAUCUAUCUAUCUAUCUAUCUAUCUCUCCAUAUCUCUAGCUUUCUCACUCUCCCUCUCUCAGAGCAGCGAAGAGAGAAGAACCGCGGCACAUUGCCCGUAACUAUUGAUUGCCGUUUGCUAUUGGGAUAUUGUCGCUUUGUAUUAGGAGACGGUGAGUGGAUCAAGUAGCAUGUAUACCUUAUUAAUUCGAAGCCCCGCGCUCAGGAAAGGCGCACGCGAUAUUUAUUUUUAUAAUGCUAUAUACGUAUACAUACAUACAUACAUACAUAUAUAUA